AGAUUUCAGACACACAGAUUAUAAACUAAAUAUUAAAUAAUAAAAUUUUCUUUUCGCAGGUAAUAGUUUCUCUGCAAAUCCGGCAAUCUCUCAUUCUUUUUCUUCUCUCUCUAAAACUGAUGUGCCCUUCUGCAAAUCUCCUCCGCCAUUUCUGAACCCGUGUCUUUCUCUUUCUAUACAUACACAGACGUAUACUGGUAGAUAUAUAAAACCAUGGAAAACGAUUUUAACAUUGAUAGCGCACCAGCAAUUUCUUCCAGUUCUUUGCAUUCUGAGCCACGGCAAGAAGAAGGGGAAGAGCCCUUGUCUUCAGAUGAUGACCAGAGUGUCUAUUUAGUUCCUUUCAGAUGGUGGAAGGAAGCACAGGACUCUUCUUCAUCAGAAAUAAAGAGGGGAAUUCCAUAUGCUGCAUCCCCUGCUCCGCCAUAUGGGGGUCCAAUGAAGAUAUUCAACAAUAUAUUCAACUCAGAUAUUGCAUUCAACCUAAGGAAAGAGGAUGAGUUAUUGUCCAAUGGGGUAAAUGGUGAAGUUGGGGUAUCGAGUAGGGACUACGCUCUGGUCCCCGGCGAAAUGUGGCUGCAGACACUCAAAUGGCACAGUGAUUCCAAAAGUUCAUUAAAGGAAAAAAAAGGUUUUCCGGCUGUAGAAGAAGACAUGUCAGAUGUCUAUCCGCUGCAACUUAGGCUUUCUGUCCUCCGGGAAACCAAUGUGCUAGCAGUAAAAAUAAGCAAAAAGGAUAAUUCAGUUGAGUGCUUCAGAAGAGCCUGCAAGAUCUUUAAUAUUGAAGCUGAGCCAUUACGGGUUUGGGAUUUUUCUGGGCAGACAACAUUGCUUUUCUUGAAUGAUAAAAAUAAGAUCUUAAAAGAGUCCCAGAAGCAAACAGAGCAGGAUCCGCUCCUUGAGUUGCAAGUUUAUGGGUUGUCAGAUUCCAUUAGAAAUAGAGGAGCUAGGAAAGAUGAGAUUGGACAAUAUUCUAAUGGCACUUCAUAUUUCAUGAAUGGUAGUGCUAUCAACAAUGGUUCUAAUUCUUUCCGAAGCAGUUCUUCGAAUCUUCUUGGGAAUUCAUCUGAAGCUGGUACCUUGGGCUUAACUGGACUACAGAACCUGGGGAACACUUGCUUCAUGAACAGUGCUCUUCAGUGUCUAGCACACACACCAAAGCUUGUUGACUACUUUCUCGGAGAUUACAAGAAAGAAAUAAACCCAGAGAAUCCGUUGGGCAUGAAUGGUGAGAUUGCUUCAUCUUUUGGAGAGCUGUUGAAGAAAUUAUGGGCUCCUGGAGCAACGCCACUGGCACCAAGAACAUUCAAAAUGAAGCUUGCCCAUUUCGCUCCGCAAUUCAGUGGUUUUAAUCAGCAUGAUUCUCAAGAGCUCCUAGCAUUUCUCUUAGACGGUCUCCAUGAAGAUCUGAAUCGUGUGAAGUGCAAACCGUAUGUUGAAGCUAAGGAUUCUGAUGACCGACCAGAUGAAGAAGUGGCUGAUGAAUAUUGGAGGAAUCAUCUGGCUCGUAAUGAUUCUAUAAUUGUUGAUGUUUGUCAAGGUCAGUACCGAUCCACAUUAGUAUGUCCAGUCUGUAAAAAGGUGUCUGUCACUUUUGACCCAUUCAUGUACCUGUCAUUACCUCUGCCAUCAACAUCCACGCGGACAAUGACAUUGACCGUUGUAAAAUCUGAUGGCAGUACUAAGCCAUCCCCGUUUACUGUUACUGUACCCAAGAAUGGGAAACUUGAAGAUCUGACUCAAGCUUUAAGCACAGCAUGUUCAUUGGCGGUUGAUGAAACACUUUUGCUGGCUGAGAUAUACAACAAUCGCAUUAUACGUUUUCUGGAGGAGCCAACUGACUCAUUGUCUUUAAUUAGAGACAAUGAUCAACUAGUCGCUUAUAGGCUGCCGAAGGAUGUUGAGGAAGCUCCUCUAUUUGUAUUUAUGCAUCAGCAGAUUGAAGAACAAUCCCUUGGUGGGAAAUUGACACCCAGUUGGAGGGCAUUUGGGGUUCCCCUUGUAGUACGUAAAAACAUGGCUAAUGGAUCUGAUAUUCAUGAAGUGUAUGCAAAGUUAGUUGCUCCAUUCUUGGUACCUGGUGAAGAUUCUCUUGACAAUAAUGAUGGCUCAGACAACACUGUAACUGAAGAAAUCAUGGACACCGACGACGCCUGCUUAACUAGAUUAAGUGGGUCACCUGAGACAUCUGAUAAAGAAGAGCCUAAUGCACAGUCUGAUGCCAAAUUUCAGUUUUACUUAACAAAUGAAAAAGGAACAGAAAAAGGCUCAGAGAUUGGAAUGGGAGAGCUGGUGAAGCCCACACCCAAUCCUGAAAGACUGUAUGUGCUUGUGUCUUGGUCAGUGGACAUGGCUAACCGUUACGAUGUAAAGCCUCUUAGCUCGCUUCCAGAAGUAUUCAAAUCUGGAUUCUUCAUGAAAAGGCCACAAGAGUCCGUCUCUCUAUAUAAAUGUCUUGAAGCGUUCCUCAAGGAGGAGCCUCUUGGACCUGACGAUAUGUGGUACUGCCCUGUUUGCAAGAAGCACUGUCAAGCAAGUAAAAAGUUAGAUCUCUGGAGAUUACCAGAAAUUUUGGUGAUUCAUUUGAAAAGAUUCUCAUACAGCCGGUUUCUGAAGAAUAAAUUGGAGACCUAUGUCGAUUUCCCCACCCAUGAUCUUGAUCUGUCCAAUUAUAUUGCCAAGAAGGGUGGUCAAUGUUCUCACCGCUAUAUACUUUAUGCAAUCAGUAACCAUUAUGGAAGCAUGGGAGGUGGUCAUUACACAGCAUUUGUUCAUCAUGGUGGUGAUCAGUGGUAUGACUUCGACGACAGCCAUGUGUCCCCAGUGAGUGAGGACAAGAUCAAAACUUCAGCUGCUUAUGUUUUAUUUUACAGAAGAGUUGAAGAUGCCUAACUUGAGAUGAUGACUGUAAGUGACUACUGGAGAGGGGUUGAUUAAUCUUUUACAUUGGGAAGUGAUAUGGUAGCAUUCUUUUGUCUCGAUUAGUUAUAACUUGACUCUAUUCAGAUUUCAAAAAUGAAAGUCAAUAGUAUAGGAGGAUGAUGCCUAGCAUCAUCGUAACAUAGUAAAAACUGAGGUGGAAGAGGUCCAUAUAAAGGAAAUAACCAGUUGACCGACGCCCUUUUGUAGAACUAUAGAAGCUAGCCAGUGAAAGUUUACCGUGCAACUUUUACUGCCGUUUUGAAACAAUUUGUGCAUGUUCGAUGGGAAAGUAUACUAAUCAAAUUGUCGAUUGCUGGUGCUCA
Messenger RNA from Sesamum indicum (sesame), 3245 nucleotides. RefSeq names its product ubiquitin-specific protease 8 (gene UBP8). Lineage: Eukaryota; Viridiplantae; Streptophyta; Magnoliopsida; Lamiales; Pedaliaceae. Gene Ontology annotation, molecular function: cysteine-type deubiquitinase activity. Gene Ontology annotation, biological process: protein deubiquitination. The record is from RefSeq and is a predicted model, not a curated record.